Ooceraea biroi (clonal raider ant) is the source of this 2980-nucleotide messenger RNA. RefSeq names its product zinc finger protein Elbow. NCBI's taxonomy places the organism in Eukaryota, Metazoa, Arthropoda, Insecta, Hymenoptera, Formicidae. The record is from RefSeq and is a predicted model, not a curated record. Gene Ontology annotation, cellular component: nucleus. Gene Ontology annotation, biological process: negative regulation of DNA-templated transcription.
GGGGGAGCGAAUCUGCGGUGUGUAUAGUAGGGGAAGUCAGCUGAACGAUGGUAACGGUGAGGGCAAACAGCGAGGGGAAAGGAGGGCGAACGCGCUCCACGUCGGCCGAGUCGAGCGACUCAGUCGUGAGUCGAGCCUCGCCGUGUCGACUUGUGCUACUGGCCUGCGUUAUUAUCGUCGUCGUCGUUGUCGACGCGUCACGCGAGUCUUGUUUUAGUUUGUUUCUUUUUCCCCCAGUGUGAAUACUCGCUGUCUCGCACUAGCGCAUCCCGGGUGACGGGUCUUCUUCCCGUUUUGGUGUUUGCUCAAGGAGGCGCGUAAUCCGCGCGCGCGAAUAAGUGCCGUUCAACAUCGCGGAGGUCAGCCUCGUGCAUGGGUUCAUGCGCGAGUGAUAUUGUUGUUUCGUUGUUGCUGCCACGGAUAUAAAAAGGGAAUAAGUGCACGAGGGGAUCCCACAAAGUUGGUUCGCGCCCAACUUCCCGAUGCGCCGGAGAAUGCGGUAGAAAAUAGUGGUGCUUUCGUUGAGUACGAAACCGCGACGGUGCGUGUGCGAGGAUCGACCGCGAAAGAUGCUGACGUCCAGCGCGAAUCAGUAUCUCCGUCCUGAAUACCUCACGCCGCUACCUACUACGUUAGAUGCGAAGAAGAGUCCACUCGCGCUGCUCGCUCAGACGUGCAGCCAGAUAGGAGCGGAUCCACCGUCCAACAAGUUAAGUUCCUUGGACAAGUUGUCGAGUAACAGAUCGUCGAAAACCGCGGAGCAAUCACGCGACAAGUCCUCGCCGGCGGUGGCGGCCUCGGUCACCUCGGUAGCGACACCGGCGUCCGAGUCGACCAAGACCAGUUUCAAGCCGUACGAAUCCUGUCUGGGACGCGAGAAGGCGCCCACUCCGGACGAGCCGCGAUCAGCGUCGAGUCACUCGACAUCCGGUCGAUCCAGAACACCCGGUGGUGGUAGCAGUGGUAAACGAUGUCCCAGCAAUCAGAGCGCCGCAUCGACGCGCGCGGUCACGCCGCAAGGCAGGAAGACGGCGACGCCGAACGGUGAGGUCACGCGGGACUCGCCGGUGUCGAGAGGCUCGGCACCUUCGAUACCUUCGUCAAGCGGGGGGGCGGAAGCCGCUGCUGCGAGUCAAUCAACCGUCAGUAGUCCCUCGUUACAAGCCAAACCCGCUUACAGUCCCGCCAGUGUGUUCGCGAUGACCGACCCAUCCAUCAAGGAUCUGCCAUUGGGCACGUUCAAACCGGCGGGCGUCGGUCUCCCAGUCUCCACCGCCGCCGCCGCCUACUUGGGCUACAAUCCCGGUCAGCUGCCCAUAGACGUGAUGGCCAGCUCGCUCAUGUCACAGCAUCACGCGGCUUUGAAGAACGGCCUCGUCGCUGCCGCGAAUCCGUACUUCGGCUACGCGCGAUUGAAGACCACCGCUGGUCCUGCGGACAGUCUGAUGCCGAUAUGCCGCGAUCCCUACUGCACCGGCUGCCAGCUGAACUCGCAUCUACUGUCGAACUCCGCGGCGACCACCGCUGCCGCCGCCGCCGCAGCCGUCGCGUGUCUCGCCAACGGCAAAUUGCCGUCGGGCGCGAGCGUGACGCCGGCAUCCUGUCCGGCCGGUUGUACCCAGUGCGAUCACAAGCAACCCGGCAACGUCUCGCCUUACGCGUCACUCGGCGCGGCCAGCGCGGUCUAUGUGCACGCGCAAGCGCAUCUGGCCGCGUUGGCCGCGGGUACGCAGUUUCCCUACGUGUGUAACUGGAUCGCCGGCGAUGCCGCGUUCUGCGGCAAGCGGUUCGCCACGUCGGACGAGUUGCUGCAACACCUGAGGACUCACACGAGCGUGUUGACGAGCGCUGCCGCGGCCGAUCCCGCGAGCACGGCCGCCGCGCUGUCCCUGCUGUCGCCACCAGUGGGACUGCCGCCAACCCAUCCCCUGUUUGCCCGGUCUUACCCCACGCCGCCACUGAGUCCGCUCGCCACCGCGCGCUACCACCCAUAUGGCAAACCAUCACCGUUGUUACCUCCGUCAUUGUCGUCGCUCGGCCUGCCGUUACCACCACCGCCGCCACCGCCACCGCCACAUCCGCACGCCACCGCUGGAUUGCCGCCGUAUUUCUCGCCGUAUUCCCUCUAUGGGCCUCGCCUGGGCGCCGCAUCCGGGAUGCACCAAUGAGUUCUCCUCAGCUAAGCCGGCGAGCUGACCCCGUCAGUCGAUCGGCGAACUGUGAUUACCCUACACAAAGUACGAGUACGGGGCAAACGGGGCAGGAGUGUGUCUGUUCCACGAGUGACGCUCGUUAUCAAGAGUUUGUGACAAGUUGUCAGAAACAGAUUAUCGACACGGUAGGAUUACCCUUCUCGAUAUGCAACGAUACACACACACACACACACACACACACACACACACCACACACACACACACACACACAGUGCGUCUUCCGUGACUUGUACGCUAAGUCUUUUUUUUUACAUUCAACAUUAACGCGGAAUUUUUAAAAAAUCAUGCGUAUGCGAAAGAACAUUCUACUUGUCUUUAAGCACGCGUCACUACUAUUUCGGUGUUCACGCAGGCAAAAACUCGGUGUACCUUAUAGAUGGUAAAUGCCUCUUUAGUAAAUGCCCAGUUGAAAAUAGCCCUCAAUGAAUAUUCACCCAAAAGUUCUUCACUUUGUGAGAACUGCUUUCAGUGAGAAAAGCUCUGUCAAAUGUACUCUCGAUCUUGUUAUUCUUAAAAAGAUGAAAUAAAAUAACGCUGUUGCCGCGUAUCGCUACCUCAGCUUUGCAAGAGUAAUAUUUUAAUGCUGUCAAAAUUAUGUGACGCAUAUAAACGCAUUUGAAAGAAUUAACGCUCGCUCAGCGGCUCUCAGGUUUUUCUGUGGGGCACUUUAAUAACAUUAAUAUUUUUUAUAUAAAUUGUUAAAUAUAGAUUAAAUAUAAUUUAUUUAUAUCUUAUUAAAUCACUCAUUUCUCAUCUUGUUUUUUUUA